This is a messenger RNA of Mandrillus leucophaeus (drill), 3938 nucleotides long. It is a transcript of the gene SLA, whose product is annotated as Src-like-adaptor. Gene Ontology annotation, molecular function: protein binding. NCBI's taxonomy places the organism in Eukaryota, Metazoa, Chordata, Mammalia, Primates, Cercopithecidae. The record is from RefSeq and is a predicted model, not a curated record. The transcript is spliced from 9 exons. Bases 1305 to 2135 code for a protein of 276 amino acids.
CAUGAAAUACAAUAUUUUAUUAUUUUGGGGCGGGGGGGACAAGUCAAUCCUUCUGAUCCUCAGCUUUCUCUGAACCGUAAUCCCAGCUCACAGGGUCCCCGGGGAGAACCAGACAAGGUGGCAUGUAAGCGUCAGCUGUGAGGGGUAAUGUGGGGUUACGGCUCCAGGGUGGAGGGUUUACAGUGUGCGAGGGCAGCCUAGAGCCAUGAGACCUACAGGGCUCUCUGGGUGUUGGGAGAUACCUCUUUCACUUCUUAUAACACUGCAAGAGACAGACAGGCUGGGUCUCACUGUGUCCAUUCUAAGGCUAAAAAACUGCAGCUCAGACCAGUUCAGCAACUCUCCUACAUCAUGUGGCUAAAGCUAAGAAUUGUGACCCAUUUUUCUGAAUCCAGGUCCCCGCGAUGCCCUGGGUUCAGACCCUAACACCCUCCCAUCCCUGAGUGCUGGGGAUUUAAGGCAGCAGUGCCUCCUUUCAGGAAAUCACACACACACUGGAAACUCCUGCAUGCUCCUCUUACUAUAAUCUGUCACCAAAGGCUGGAUAUUCCUGUGCUGGGGCUUGUGCCAGCGCCUUGGGCUGCCAGGUGCUGCUUUCCACCUCCCACAUGGGCUGCCCUCCCCCCACUGCUCCUCACAGGGCCCCCACUCCACCUGCUCCCAGACGAGGCCGACUCCUGGCCAAGCUCAGGGGCACAGCGGAGGCGCUCUGUUUCUGAUUUUUCUCGCCUUCCUUGGAGAUGCCUGUGCUUGGAAGGGAAGGCAGAACAUUGCAUCUUGGAACAAAUCUGCUUUUGAUCAUGCAAAUGAAUGCCUGGUUAAUGUAGGCAGACUGUCAAUUUCACCAGUUAGAAAGAAAGAGAAAAGGGGGGGAAAUUCCUCAUGACAGCGCCUGAUGAAGAAUUUCAAUAGAAAGCUGCUACUUCAGAAAAUAAGAUCAUUUGCCGCGAAUGGAGAACAUCUCAGGCAGCCCUGAUGCUCCACCGUCCUCGCAGAGAGAAGCCUACUCAGAGUGGUUACUGAAAACAGGAACCUGCCCUUCUGCAAGCCCUGUGCCUUCCUCGUUCCUAGCAGAGGAAGUAUGCGGCCAGUUUAGCAACUGCAGUUCUUCUGGGUAGCAUGGGCUGCUUCUCCACACUCGCGAGAGGCCCGGCUGCCUGUUUAUUCCGGAGCAGCAGCAGUUGACAGACGGAGAGGCAGUGACUCUGCGCCCAGCAAUCUCUCUGCAGACAGCUCCCACAGAAGUCAUGCACAGUGUGUGAAGGCUCUGGGCAUCACCAGCGGCCCCAGGGAAAAAGAAAGAAAUGGGAAACAGCAUGAAAUCCGCCCCUGCACCUGCUGAGAGGCCCCUGCCCAACCCAGAGGGACUUGAUAGUGACUUCCUUGCCGUGCUGAGUGACUACCCAUCUCCUGACAUCAGUCCCCCGAUAUUCCGCCGAGGGGAGAAACUGCGUGUGAUUUCCGAUGAAGGGGGCUGGUGGAAAGCUAUUUCUCUUAGCACUGGUCGAGAGAGUUACAUCCCUGGAAUAUGUGUGGCCAGAGUUUACCAUGGCUGGCUGUUUGAGGGUCUGGGCAGAGACAAGGCCGAGGAGCUGCUGCAGCUGCCAGACACAAAGGUCGGCUCCUUCAUGAUCAGGGAGAGUGAGACCAAGAAAGGGUUUUACUCACUGUCGGUGAGACACAGGCAGGUAAAGCAUUACCGCAUUUUCCGCCUGCCCAACAACUGGUACUACAUUUCCCCGAGGCUCACCUUCCAGUGCCUGGAGGACCUGGUGAACCACUAUUCUGAGGUGGCUGAUGGCCUGUGCUGUGUGCUCACCACACCCUGCCUGACACAAAGUACGGCUGCCCCAGCAGUGAGGGCCUCCAACUCACCUGUCACCUUGCGUCAGAAGACUGUGGACUGGAGGAGAAUGUCCAGACUGCAUGAGAACCCUGAGGGAACAGAGAACCCAAUUGGGGUAGACGAAUCCCUUUUCAGCUAUGGCCUUCGAGAGAGCAUAGCCUCUUACCUGUCCCUGACCAGUGAGGACAACACCUCCUUUGAUCGAAAGAAGAAAAGUGUCUCCCUGAUGUACAGUGGCAGCAAGAGAAAGAGCUCAUUCUUCUCAUCACCACCUUACUUUGAGGACUAGCCAAGAACAGACACAAUGGUUCAUGCCCAAAAGGAACAGAAGUUCCAACUAUUGCCUGGGAUCUUGCAAAAAGCAAGGUUCCCUGAUCCCCGGGAACCUCACAUAUUUUAAAAGCCAAGAGAAGCCACACGGAGACUCAAAUUCACAUCUUCUCUAUCCACAUCGUGACCAAAGGAACCCCCCUCCCCGGUGUCUGAUCAGGGCUGUGGCAUCACGAAACAUUGGAUCAUGACAUGUCAGGCGAUGCUUGGAAAAGCCCAGCAUGUAUGUAUGCACACAUUGUGUGUGUGGGAAGGACAAAGCCACUCGCACAAGAAAGUGCACCAGGACUGUUCUCCAAGGAACUGCACCUGUCCAGAUAGUACUCUGAGGUCAUUGGAGAGAACUUCUGCAUGGGCAAGCCUGAGAGGGAGAGGAAACAAAAGCUGUGGCCUGGUAGAAGGUCUGGGUUUGCAGAUGGGUGCCCUGAAUGGAACUACUUUAACCAAUCCAUAGGGACCUCUGGUAUGAUUUCCUCUCUUUUUAAAGGAACUUCGUGACACUAAACAUUAGCCCAAAGGACUUCUUAGCCUUCAAAUGGGAGAUACCUUUGGCCUGCUCCCGCACCAAAGCCAUGUGGGUGGAAGUCAGAUGGCCCCCCUGAUUCUGCAGAGGGCCAGAAGAAUGAGAGGAAGGCUGCUGGCAGGGAAAUCAAGGGGACGAGCCUAGAACUGCACCAGCUUCCCUGAUGUCUGCAGUCAUGGCUUUGCAGCGCAGACAGAGCUUCUCUGAGAUGCUGGGAUUCUUGUCUGUAUGAAUGCAUCAACUAUUCAUUUAUUGCCUGAAUAGGCAUUGCAUUAAGUCCUGUGUAAGGUGUCAGGCAAGCCAAAAAAAAAAAAAAAGAUGCAUAAGUCCCAACCCCCAACAGAGGUGUUCACAGUGUAGACAGGGAAAAAAAAUGUAUAAACAAAUGUGUAAAAAGAGAAAUCAGCUCAUGGCUUAGGAUGGAAUUGGAGACAGGUGAGAGACACUCAGGAGCUCAUUUUCCAGCUGCUCUUCAGAGUGGAAGGGCUGGCUGGAUCGGGUAGGUAAGAAUAGCUGGAUUUUUUUUUUUUAAGAAAUGGAUGCAGUCUAAAGAAUUAACUCACCCAGUACUUUAUUCUAAGAAGGGUCUGGCAUCCAUAUGAGGAAAAAUGCUGAACUCCAGGAAAGAUGGGGAGUUCAAGUGGAUUAAUGAUGUCACGCAUAAUUUUAAGAGACAAGGGAGAAAACACAAUGUAUAGCCAGAGAAGGAGAAGCUGCCAUGCAAAUCCUGCUAGGAAAAGAGUGGGCUGCAGAUGAAUCUAUGACUCAUGUUUCCCGGUUUCAAAGGGAUUCUGGGGAAGGAGGGGAACAUGCUUGCAGUACCUCUCCCUGUCUGUCUGCUCACAUAAGCAUUCCGUCCAUCUGAGCUCAUCGUGCUAGUGGUAUGUAUAUGUGCAGUUACACGACUUUCUGUAUCAUAGAUUCCAGUGUGUUUAUACAAGGAGACAUCCGUGGUUUCCCCAACAAUUCCAAAAGGCUAUUUCAAAGGAACCAGCCAACGUAUGAGAAAUGAAUGUAACACUGUGGAUAUUGACUUCCCGCAUAAGGCAGGUGACCCCCUGAACUCCAGAUGUCUGCACAGCAUCUUAUGUUCUUAUGUACUGUUUUCUGUUGUGAAGAAUGUGAUUGGAAUGUUUGGGGAGCACCCAGAGGGAUUUCUAAAUGGGAAGCAUUACACUUUGCUAAAUCAUGUAUUUAUUCCUGAUUAAAACAAACCUAAUAAAUAUUUAACCUUUAGCA